AUGUUCCUUUUUUUUUUCUUCCAUAAAUGCCCCUCUUUCUUCUUCUUCUUCUUCUUCUUCUCUUUUCAGACAUCGCCAAACCCUCUCUCAACUCUCUCACUAUCCCAGUGAUCCCUAAACCCUAAAUCCUCGAUCUCGAUGCAAUUGGUUUUCGGAGAAAUCGAUUGAGAUCUCCAACCCUAGUGUGAAUUCCAGCUGAAUUCUUGGUUUUUGGAGAUGGAGAAUGUGCCGGUGAUGGUGAAGGACGAGGACGAGGAGGAGGAGGAGGAGGAGGAGGAGGUGGUGGUCGUAGGUGUGCCUCGGCCGAUGUAUGGCUUGCAUGAUGCCAGCCCGCCACCGUUCUUGACGAAAACUUUUGAGAUGGUGGAGGAUCCGGAGACGGAUGCUGUGGUGUCGUGGAGCCGAGCGAGGAAUAGCUUCAUCGUCUGGGAUUCGCACAUGUUCGCCACUACGUUGCUUCCGAGGUACUUCAAGCAUAACAACUUCUCCAGCUUCAUUCGCCAGCUCAAUACUUAUGGAUUCCGAAAGGUUGAUCCUGACCGAUGGGAGUUUGCGAAUGAGGAAUUCUUGGGUGGACAGAAGCAUCUACUGAAGAACAUAAAGCGACGACGCAAUGCCAGUCAGAACUCACAGCAGCAGCAGGGGUCAGGUCCUUGUGUUGAACUAGGCCAGUUUGGGCUUGAGACAGAGGUGGAUAGACUGCGAAGAGACCGAAAUGUGCUGAUGCUUGAAGUCUUGAAGCUCAGACAACAGCAAAACAAUUCAAGAACACAACUCAUGGCAAUGGAAGAGCGACUACAAGGCACAGAAAGGAAGCAACAGCAAACAAUGACAUUCUUAGCAAGAUCGCUCAACAACCCAAGGUUCAUUCAACAAUUAGUAAUCCGUAGUGAGCAGAGUAGGCAAUUAGCAAGUCCGGGGAAGAAACGGCGACUGCCUGCAGGAGAAAUGGUGGCAGAGACAGAGACAGAGAUUGAGACAUUGCUUUCGACAUGGAUCAUCAUCGAGUGAGUAGCAGCUCAAAGUAGUGAUCAGAAGAAUAACAUUGGAAUGGAAUACGGCAAUCAGAACCUCAGUUCAGUGAGUGAUGCAAUAUGGGAGGAGUUACUGAAUGACCGGAUGUUAAUGUGGGAUGAAGAAGGACAAGGAGAUCAUUCAGAGAUCGAAGUUGAAGUGGACGAGCUGGCAUCGAAACCCUCAGACUGGGGUGAGGAUGUGCAGGACUUGGUUGAACAAAUGGAAUAUCUGGUUGCAAAACCUUAGGUGCAUGGUUAUUACAAACUACAGUCACUGCUGCUGCUGCUAUUGACUAAUUGCACUGUUUGUGUUUCAGAUUGGAAGGAGCUUGACGUUUUACAUACAUGCUUUUGAAUCUAGAUGACAUCUUUGUGAUCAUUUGGGUGUUGUUGAUUUUGUAGGGUGAUGAGGAUAAGAAAGCAGCAGCAGUAUGAGCGCGUGAAGACAUAGCAAAUAGAUGCAGACAUCUUCAAUCUAUUUGCAGAUAUAUAUAUAUAUAUAUAUAUAUGUUGAGAGUAUAGGUUCUGAACCUCUGGUUCAGAUAUAUAUAUAUAUAUAUAACUCUCUUUUAGGCCAGGGUUUAGCACACUUACAAUAUGUGAUAUGCAACCGGCUACGCUGGAUGCGUCUUUCAGUUGAUUUGCAUUUUGUUCUUUUUUUAAUGUUUUGAAUCAAAAGCAACAGUGAUUAGUUAUGAAAAGGUUGUUUUGCUUGCCA
This is a messenger RNA of Dioscorea cayenensis subsp. rotundata (Guinea yam), 1734 nucleotides long. RefSeq names its product heat shock factor protein HSF30-like. Gene Ontology annotation, molecular function: DNA-binding transcription factor activity; RNA polymerase II cis-regulatory region sequence-specific DNA binding. Gene Ontology annotation, cellular component: nucleus. Gene Ontology annotation, biological process: regulation of transcription by RNA polymerase II. The record is from RefSeq and is a predicted model, not a curated record. Lineage: Eukaryota; Viridiplantae; Streptophyta; Magnoliopsida; Dioscoreales; Dioscoreaceae.